CUCAUGCAGAGCUACACGGACAGCUCGGCUCUUUCUCGUCAGUUUGGCUGAGGAGGCUCGGUGUAGGCGGGACAGUGACUGUCAGCUCAGCUGUUAGUCAGUGAAAUGUUUUAAAUAUAUAAAUAUAUAUUUCUGCGUGUCGUAAUACGUAGUCACUACAGGUAUCUCGCUUUCUUGUCUCUAUUUGAACAAACAUUAGCCGGCUAGUUAAGCUAGGUUGACUUGCUAAGUAACGUUUGUAUUGUUGGAAGAGCAACACGGUGUUUCAGGUUUACAGAGACUUUAACAGAGGAUGCUGGAGUCAAUAAAAGUGACAGAAAGACUCCACUGGCCAGAGGUAGAAAUGUCCAAAAAGUACAUCUUAAACUCAACUGACAAGGCACUGAGUCCAAGCCAAGUGUACCUGGAGAAGAUAUCUUCAUCUGUCCUCAAAGACCUCUUUAGCGCUGGCUCCAGCAGCUACAAUGUCCUGCUGCAGGCUGAGGAAGAGGAGAAGAAGAGCCCGAAGCAGUCCCCGCACAAAAGACCAAAACCAUCAUUGAAAUCUGGCUCCACGUUGAGUAAAAGAAACCGUCCAGGCAUGGCUCCUAAAAAGGUGCGUGCUGCAGAAGGUGGCAGUAAACCUGCACAGGCAAAUCGUGUCCUCUCAGGCAGCUAUUCCAAUGUCCCGAAACCAGCACGGAACAUCGCAGUUGUGGGCAGCACCAUGGGCCUGACCCCUCGCGCAGUUCCACAGCUCAGAAAGGCGUGCAUCCCCAAUUCCCCUCGCACUAAACUUCCCUCGUUGCACAAAGCAGCGAUCGCACGGGAAGUGGAAUAUGCCAAGAAGCUCUGCAUCCUUUCAGCCAUCAAGCCAUCUAAUGUUGAGAAAGAGAAGGCCAAAUUUUUUAAGUCUGACUUCAACUACAAUCCACAGUUUGAGUACAGCAACCCUGUCUCUCCACUUGUCCUGGCCCGGCAUAACAAUGCCUCUGACCAUUUUCUCACACAGGCAGUGCACAUCAUGGAGCUUGCCCUGCAGCGAUAUGGCAGCUAUGAGAAGUUUGAACAGGUCACUGGGGGCAACCUCCUCACCAAGAGUCGCAUCUGGCACAACGUCAAGAAAUACAUGGAGAAGGAAGGCUGCUUGGGGGAGAUUGUAGUCCAGGUGACAGACGACCUUCUGUCCAGAGCAUCCAUGACAGUGGUGAACGGCAGACCCACAUUGACCAUCAACAUCUCCACUGCCCGGGAGCACUGGCUGGAAGGCAUGCUGAGGCAUGAGAUUGGCACACAUUAUUUCCGUGGCAUCAACAACUGUCACCAGCCGUGGAGCAGCAGUUUGGGCAGGAAGAAGCACAACCUGAAGCCUCUGAACCCCACAGAGGAGGGCCUGGCCAGCAUCCACAGUGUCCUGUUCAGGAAAGACCCCACUCUGUGGCGCGCCGCCCUGCUCUACUACACUGUCUAUCAGGCCAGCCACAUGUCUUUCUCUCAGCUCUUCCACAAUCUGGGACGCUUCGUCCAGGACCCCAACACCCGCUGGGACUACUGCGUCCGAGCCAAGAGAGGCCAGACCGAUACCGCACAGCCAGGAUGCUUCAGUAAAGAUCAGGUCUACCUGGAUGGUAUCCUGAAGAUCCUGAGAUACAGAGACAAGAUCAACUUCUCACUGCUAAUGGCUCUAGGAAAGGUGUCGUUUGAAGACGUGGACCGCCUGAAAGCCCUGGCUCAGAUGGAGAACGUCCGCAUCCCACACUUCAUGCAGGACCAGGCAAGGUAUGCUGAGCAGCUGACGAAAAUCAUGGCGGUCAACCAGCUGACUGACGAGGAGCUCAAGACCAUCAUCUGAUCCCCCCCUCGCCCACGCCCCUGCACAAACCUGAUCACACCAGAAUACCCACUGCCAGCCAUGGCCCGCAUGCAUCACCACCGUCACUGUGCAUGGUAACAGAGUGUGCGACUUGUGCAGCGUGCUGUAUUGCAUGUAGUGUAGAGUUGUGUUAGGUACAGGGAUACAUUAGUUUAAUCUGAUAUUAGCUUUUAUUAAAAAUCUGUUGUUGCUCAGUCAUUUCUCCACAGAUAGAGAAGGAAUCACCCAGAGAAUCAUUUCAAUAUGUUGUGUUUAGGCCUGGAUGUCGUUUGAAUUUUUUAAUCAGUGCCAAUACAAUCCAAGGAUUGUAGUAUCAAUACAAAAAUGAUACUUUUUCAAUACCAUACUUUUCUUUGCUAUAACAAUUACAAGCACUUGGUGCCAACAUUUUUUUACUUGACUGUUUCUGUUUUGUGUGAUACCCAGGUUUAAGAGGACUUUCAUUAAUUAAUAUGAAUUAAUAUCCAUUGAAACAUGUGAGUCUGACUGGAGUUUUCAAGCUUAUAUUGACAUUUGAGACUUAAAAAUCUAUUAAAGCUAGCCAGUAGGUAACUUUCAUAAAACUAACUUUUUGUCAUAUUUGCUGAAACUUUCUCUAUAUCCUGACAGUAGUACAUGAGACAGAUAAUCUGUGAAACAAUCAGCUCCUCUUAGUGCUCCUAAAGGGCAUUUGCAAGAAUCUACCGGGCCUGAAUGAAAACAACCAAUCAGAGCUGAGAAAGAUAGAAAGAUGCUUUGUGUUGGAAGCUUGAAAAUAGCUGAUUGUUGAGUCAGGCCCGGUGGAUUCUUGCAAAUGUCAUUAGAAGCACUAGACUACCUACCUACCCACUGCAGCAUUAACUGUUUACCGUAUGUCAGCUGAUAUGUGUUGUUGAAAACAGACACAUCACACGGACAAACAUAUUUGAUCAGGAUCCCUUAAAUUUGGCUGUUAAAGAAUUGUGACCGAGACAUGUACUGAGAUUUUACAAUUGAAAAAUACACUUGUCAUUACUUAGUGGGGGGAAAAAUUAUGUUUUUGAUUUCAAACAUAUAUUAAGGAUUUCUGUACUCUUGUUAUUUAGCGGCCAAUAUAUACCUUUCACUUUAAUUCAAAAUUCAAACCCUUCAAAUAACUUGUACUAGUUCAUAAAAGACACUAGUCCUGUUUCAAUCAACAUAUUUUGAAAUAUCACAUUAGGAAACGUUCUGACUUAGCAAACAUCUAAGUCACAUGACUGAUGACAGUCUCCUCAUCGCUCCCAUGGCUCUAUUAUACAUCCAUGAUCGCUGCACAGAGAUCUGAUGGAACCUUUCUCACAUUAACCCAUGAAACAAACAGAUAUGUCAUAUUUCCAUCCUGUUUUCUGCAUUGUUUUUCACUGUUUGAGGUGUGAAUGAUGCUCUUUUAAAUACACCAUCUUGUUGCGCCCUUUUCUUCUUGUUCUCCGGCUGCAUAUCUCAGUGAAACAACUCCCAAUAAUUGCAAAACGCUAGCGGAUGGAAACAAGCAUUCCUUCACAUAAUCUUUUGCAGAAAUUUGGUUAAAAUUUGGGAUACAUGUUGAUGGAAACACAACUACUGUCACUUUGAUCCUUUGCGUGUCCUGUUUCCUUCAACAAGGUUAUUGUUGUUCUCUCUAGUCCAACAGAUUGUUUAAAGAAGUGACAUCACUAAUACCUAUAUGUGAUAAGCUCAAUUAGCCGGUGAUAUCCGUCAGGCUCCAAUAUGAAUGCUGCUGCAGAGGCACUUUCACCCUCACAACAAUGAAAUUCUUGGAGAAUACCUGAAUGCUUAAUGUUUUUGUGGUGCAUGAAUAUGGUUCAGUUUAGACAUUUUAGUUUUAGCCAAAGUCAAAAAGUUGUGGAUCUGAUUCCAAUGUAAGGAAUCUUUGUCUUUCUCUCAUGCACCUCUGAUCUAAGUGUACUUACCUACUGUUUUAUAUCCGUCUCUUUAGCGAAGACUCUUGCACUUUGUUUCCUCUAGAUACCACUUAAGGUUACUAUUUUUGUAGUACAGAUUUUAGGCAUUAAAACAGAGUUGUUGCUGGAGGGAAAGAUUGUGAAAGCAGGAAGCAGCUGUGUCUUACUGAAGAGAGAGGGACCGAUAACCGUGCAAGUGCUUCAUCAGAGUUGUCACACACAGGCCUGCUAAUUAAAGCUGAUCCUGUCAGCAAUGUUCUACACUCGCAUAAAAGAAAAUGUCCCAAAAGGGUGAAAGUCACCUGUAAUUCUGUGUGUGACAGUUUGAAGGUGUGUUCCUCAUUAUGCUCUAUGAAGCCCUAGUGGUCCAAGUGCACUGACUUGAAGCCCUGUUAGACUAUUUGCACUUUGUUACCUUUAAUCUACCUUUUAGACUGCACUGAUAUGGGCAGUUACUAUGUUGGUGUCAUUUAUACAGACUGGUAUAUUUAGGAUUUGUGAUACUUGAUGAGUUUGACCUGAGAAUAAGAAUAAGAAUGACCUGAUAUCGGGUGCACAUGUGCUGCUCUGCUCCCUCAAAGACCCCUUAAAUGGUACAGUUUAAUAACAUGGCAUUUCUGUGUGAUGUUUUCUAUUUGUAUGACUUUUUUUGUGAUAUUCGUAGGUAGAAUCUUCGAAUAAAGUAAUACAGUGGA
Molecule: messenger RNA, 4448 nt
Organism: Dicentrarchus labrax (European seabass)
Lineage: Eukaryota; Metazoa; Chordata; Actinopteri; Moronidae
Gene: matcap2
Product: microtubule associated tyrosine carboxypeptidase 2
Exons: 7
Coding region: 293-1831 (512 amino acids)
Source: RefSeq, a predicted model, not a curated record